GAAUCUCGCGGUUCUAGCAGCCGUCGAUGUUGACUUUGCUCUGAUGGAGUCGAGCGGUGGUGAGUAUCGCGUUCCGAUCGGCCUUUUUUUUGUGUUGCUGAUUUCGCGGUUCGAGAUUGUUCGUCCGUGUCUUUUCGUGUGAUCGGGUGGUUGAUACGUAGGCAUGAGAGCAGCAUUUCGGAUUUUCUAGUUCGGAGCCUGAGUUGCCGAUUCUUAGCUCCGUUGACGGUGAGCGGACACCGAGUUGGUGUCCUUUUGGUGCUUGUUGCGGGGUGGCGAGUUGAGUCCCAUUUUGGCCCGCGUGAAUCCGUGCGUGGCUCUGGGAAUGCGAAAGGGAUAUUCAAUGGAGUCGGGGGCUUUAGCAGGAACGAUGAAGUUGUGAUUAGGCAUGGUCAAGUGGAGUUCGGAAUUGACCUCAAAUGCGCGAUAGAAGAAGAUUGUUAGUGGUCUGGUUGCCCUGCUGCUAUGCAUUUUCGCUUUGAAUUUUGACUAAUGGCUUUUGUGAGGCGUGAGCUUUUGUUUCAUUCCUAUUCUGUAUGAUUCAUACACUGUUUAUGAACUGAAAAGCCUAGCUCAGGAGUCCCUUUGUUUUUUUUUUCUGAAGAAGUAAAUGGGAAGAGGUUUAAAUGAAGUAAGAAGACUCCACCAUGUUGCUGAUGAAACUCUGUACUCAUUAUACAAGUAACUUUGCGUUAGCAAUACGAGAUUGACGCAAAACCCAGUUUUGGGGGCCUGCGCGGUUACAUGGAGCUUAGAGACUACUAGCUAACGAUUUGCUUCCCAAUGGAUCACAAAUUUCAUUCAAUUUGUCAGCUGGAGACGAGAAAGUUGCUAUGGCUCCUGGGAAUAUCAUUUGCUAUGGUUCUAUUGAUUCAGUUUAUCGAACUCCCACGUGGGAACGUCCUGGGAUCUCUAUUUUCUGCAAUCAAGGUUCCAAUAGAAGGGAAUAUUGUUGAUGUGGAAGGAUCGCCAUUUAAAUCAUAUAUGUCAGGUAACAUGACACUUUCAAAUGACUCAGACACAACUACUGCUUCUACCAUUCACGGACGAGUGGAGGACGAUGGCUUUGAAGAGAGAGGCUCAAUUUUUUACAAUGGCACUGUACCAAAGAGUAACACAUUCUUCAAUGAACCUUAUGGUUUAAGCAACUAUACAACUGGUGAUGAGAAGUCAUCAAUAGAGAAUCAAGUGGAGGUAAAUGGAACUAUUGCGCCUCCCAUUGCCAAUAAAUCAAUUGGUGGAUAUGCACCAGAGGAAGCUAUGGUGCCUGAGAGUAAUGAGAAGCUUUCUCUAAACAGUUCUACUAUGUACAGCGACUUCACAGCUGCCAAUAAGAAGAACAAUGUCAAAGCACCUGAACGUGGUGAAAACAGAGUCAGUUAUGUACCUCCCUCACCUGCAAUUCCACCUGUGGAUUCGUCUCCGAACUCCAACUCAUCGACAAAAGAGGGACCCCAUGUGACAAUUUCCAUUCCAUCAUCUGUUUCCGAUACUUCUUCGACAGAAGUACAUUGGACUCCAACUCGUAAGGAGGAUGUUAAGUCUAACCAAAUGCAGGGCGAUGUCUCCUCAUUAAGUCAAAGUUCGACUGCUUCCAUUCAUGAUACAUAUAAAACACCUCAGGCACCAACAUCAGCAGUAAUUACAAUAGCAGAUAUGAAUGCUUUGUUGCUUGAAAGCCGUGCCGCGUACCGAUCAAUGAAGCCACGGUGGUCUUCAGUAGUUGAUCAAGAAUUGUUAAAAGCGAAAUUGCAAAUUGAGAAUUCUCCCAUCGUGAGUGACCCGAUCCUGUACGCCCCUCUUUAUCGAAAUGUUUCCAUGUUCAAAAGGAGCUAUGAGUUAAUGGAAGAGAUGCUCAAAGUAUACAUUUACAAGGAGGGACAAAAGCCAAUUGUACAUAAUCCGGUGCUGAAAGGGAUAUACGCUUCUGAAGGAUGGUUUAUGAAGCUACUGGAAGCGAACAAGAAAUUUGUUACUAAGGAUGGUAGAAAGGCCCACCUAUUUUACUUGCCAUUUAGCUCUCGAAUGCUCGAGGAAACCUUGUAUGUCCCCAAUUCCCACAGUCAUAAGAACCUUAUACAAUUUUUGCGAAAUUAUUUGGACGUUAUCAAGGGAAAGCACCCAUUCUGGAAUAGAACUGGAGGAGCAGAUCAUUUUCUUGUAGCUUGCCAUGACUGGGCCCCAUCUGAAACAAGGAGAAUAAUGGCCAGGUGCAUAAGAGCACUCUGCAAUUCUGAUGUUAAAGAAGGCUUUGUUUUCGGUAAGGAUGUCUCGCUACCAGAAACCUACGUGCGGUCAGCUCAGAAACCUCUCAGAAAUCUUGGAGGCAAGCGACCUUCUCAGAGGUCAAUCCUAGCUUUCUUUGCUGGAAACUUGCAUGGAUACGUCAGGCCAAUUCUAUUACAGCACUGGGGCAACAAAGAUCCAGACAUGAGGAUAUACGGUCCCAUGCCCAACGUCAAGGGUAAUAUGAACUACAUUCAGCACAUGAGAAGUAGCAAAUACUGCAUAUGCGCAAAAGGUUAUGAAGUAAACAGUCCUCGAGUUGUGGAAGCCAUCUUCUUCGAGUGCGUGCCCGUGAUUAUAUCCGACAAUUUCGUGCCCCCGUUUUUCGAGACUCUGAAUUGGGAAUCCUUUGCGGUUUUUGUACUGGAGAAGGAUAUCCCAAACUUGAAGGACAUACUCCUCUCCAUCCCUGAGAAAAGAUUCCGUCGGAUGCAGAUGCGGGUCAAGAAGGUACAGCAGCAUUUUCUUUGGCACAGUAGGCCGGUUAAGUACGACAUCUUUCAUAUGAUACUCCACUCGAUUUGGUUCAACAGAGUAUUUCAGAUUAACCCCAGGUAGAUAUGGUGGAUUGAAAGAGAUGUAGAUAAGUGCUUCAGGUAGUGGAUUUUGUACACUGUACAGACACCCAUGCUCCAUUUC
Messenger RNA from Rhodamnia argentea, 2925 nucleotides. RefSeq names its product probable glycosyltransferase At3g07620. Gene Ontology annotation, molecular function: glycosyltransferase activity. The transcript is spliced from 6 exons. The coding region runs from base 784 to 2844 and encodes 686 amino acids. The record is from RefSeq and is a predicted model, not a curated record. Lineage: Eukaryota; Viridiplantae; Streptophyta; Magnoliopsida; Myrtales; Myrtaceae.